Molecule: messenger RNA, 2211 nt
Organism: Malassezia vespertilionis
Lineage: Eukaryota; Fungi; Basidiomycota; Malasseziomycetes; Malasseziales; Malasseziaceae
Exons: 1
Coding region: 1-2211 (736 amino acids)
Biological process (GO): SCF-dependent proteasomal ubiquitin-dependent protein catabolic process
Cellular component (GO): SCF ubiquitin ligase complex
Source: RefSeq, a predicted model, not a curated record
AUGGUCGCGCCGACUCAGUUUCCAGCAGAGAUUGUGCGGCGCGUAUGCGAGCUUGUGUACUUGGGAUGCGUUCCACUGUGCUCGCUACGCACCCUGGACCCUGAAGGUCUUCCCUCUGCAGCGUACGAUGGACAGUUGUCGUCGCAAUCCGUCGAAGAGACGCGGCGCUUGCUGUAUGCGCUAUGUCUUGUGAAUCGUACAUUUUAUCGGUAUGCACAGCCACUCUUAUUUCGUCGCGUGCAGGUUACGCUUCCGUAUCGAUUUAUGCUGCUUCUUCAAGAGGCCGAGCGUGAUGCUCUCUCUGCAGCUUUGGGCAAGAUUCGCUUGCUUGAUUUUGCAACGUUUCGAGCGCUCGGGCUGCGACGUACGGUGGGCGAGAGCAGCGAGCGCCGGUUUGUGACGGAUGUGCGUCUUCAAACACUAAUUCGUGCAUGCCACGGGCUCGUCGCCUUUGGCGCGAGCGAGACAAUGGACAGUGCCCUGUCUCUUUCCGUGUUGGAGGAACUGAUUCUCCACGGCGGCGCGCGCAGUUGCCCAGGGCGUAUGCGUGGCGUGAGUACCGAUCGUGGUCGUGCCACAGAUGAACACAAUGCAUUACAGAGCCUUGAUCUGUGCGGCUGCGUAAGCCCACGAUUCGUGCAGGCAAUCACCGAGUUUGUGCGAAAACAUUUGACCUACCCCACCCAUCGGGCGCGCAGCUCUAUGUACGACCACCCAGAGAACGACAUAGCUGAAGGCAGUGAUGAGGAGCGUGUGACUGCCGACGGCGAGCCUUCGCCGCUGUCACAUGUGCGAAUUGGGCGCCGCCAUGGCCUGCUCACCUUCCCCUGCCUCCAGCGACUUGGCAUGGCCGGCGUUUCGCUGCAUCACGACAUUCUUACUGCAUUUGUGCUGGCGUUUCCGAAUCUCACACACCUCGAUCUAUCGCGCACCAAGGCCAAUGCGUCGCUGUUGCAGGCGCUGGGCAACUCCAACGUCUGUUUAGAGAGCUUGUCGCUGUCGCGCUGCUCAGCGCUCACCUCGGAAAGCAUCGUCAAUCUACUCACGAACUCGCCCACGACCGUCAAUCUUGUCGAGCUCACGCUGCAAGGAACUCUGCUGUUCCCCAGCCCCCUCUCUCCAGACGACCUGCGCCAAAUUUUACUGCGCGCGCCUUGUAUCCAAGGGGGGGCGCUCCGGUACCUUGAUUUAGGCGGCUGCCCACUCUCCGACGAGGAGCUCGAAACAAUUCCCCCUCAGCCUGCGCUCCUAGAUCUGGGCCUUGGGUCUAUCCCCGGCAUUUCCUUGGUCGGCGUGAGCAAUUUGCUUCAAAUGCGUGCUCCCAACGUCCAGAUCCUCGAUCUGGCGCACAGUGCGGGUGCGACACUUUCCGCAGGCUAUAUCCAUGCCGUCAAUUUAUAUCAUGAUCUGCUACGCCCAUGCACGCAACCCCCCCAAACCGUCAUUAUAUCCCAGCAAUUGCGCACGCUCGGACUCAAGAAAGAUUCGCCGUACCACGAAGAGGAGGAGACUUGGCAGGCGCCCACAAACUUGCGUGUUGUAGAGCUCGCCUCGGCAUCGUUGCGUACGGUGCGUGGAGGUGUGAGUACGUGGAAGGUAAUCCUUGGCGCGGGGCGUCGCGGCUGGGUCGUCGACGUCGCUGCUGGCCCAAACCCAAACGCUGUAAAUAUCCUGGUCGAGCCUCCAGAAGUCGAGGAGCGCGGGCGAGGGCGAUCGAGUCAGCGCGAGCUACCCGAGAAGCAGAAUACACUGAUGAGCGGGUCGCCUGCACCGACCUUCAACCACGAUUCCAAUCAAGGACGCGAUACGCAUCCUCCUGCUUCUUUACACGCAAAACUGCACCAUGGACUAGCACGCCACGCCACACAACGUGGGAUGGAGCGCCACCGCCUUGCAAUCCAUGCCGACCGACUGAGUCGCUCGCGUUCCCUGACCAUGUCUGCACCGCUCUUUGACGAAGCCGAGGAGCCUCUGACGGGAAAAGGCGAGCAAACGCCACAACUGGACCAUGUCCAAGUCCUGUCGCAAGUCUUACGCGAUCUCCCUCUGGAUCAUCCGAGACGCACCGCGCUCGAACACUUGUCCCGUUUGAAUGGCAGUGUCGGCGGCAGUAUUGGAUGGCACAGUCACAAGAUGGAGGUACUGAUGGGCUACGGGCUCUUGGGCCAUGAAAUUGGCAAUUACGCGUGGCUAGCGUACCAGGGAGGAUAA